Molecule: messenger RNA, 2905 nt
Organism: Cryptomeria japonica (Japanese cedar)
Lineage: Eukaryota; Viridiplantae; Streptophyta; Pinopsida; Cupressales; Cupressaceae
Product: calmodulin-binding protein 60 B
Exons: 8
Coding region: 507-2423 (638 amino acids)
Biological process (GO): regulation of salicylic acid biosynthetic process
Cellular component (GO): nucleus
Molecular function (GO): DNA-binding transcription factor activity; calmodulin binding; sequence-specific DNA binding
Source: RefSeq, a predicted model, not a curated record
CGGCGGUGCCAAAUGCUCGACUAAAUUAUCCAGCAGAUUGGAUGGAAAUUUAAAAAAAAUAAAAAAAUAAUUUAAAAUAAUUACAGAGACCUGGUCUACGCCGUCAGUAGACUGAAAUUAUUGUCUGAAAAUGUAAAUAGGAGGAGAUUGACUGAGGCGAGAUUUUAUAGGUUGGUAGCGUGUAGAUCCCCCAUUCAGAGUUCGAGUCUCGGCCAUGGCGGCCGUCUAUUCGACCCCGGGAAACCCUCCCACUGUGUCUACUGUUGUUUGCCAAAAUUAGUUUGGGGUUAAAACUGUGGCAUGUUUUGGCACGAGUACUGUAAGAUCACGAAUUGUACGUGCAAAUAAGGGCAAGUGCCCUCUGGAAGGGAAGUGUAGGGUCUGUGCAGGGUUGUUUGUGCUCGGCGCUGCUGGAUUUGUAGAUCUGAGGGUUUUAAAGAGAAGAGGAGUUUGGAAGUUUAGUUUUUAUCUUUUCUGUUAUCUUUUCUUUUUUGGGGUUUGUUACGAUGAGAGAUAAGCGCCCGUUGGAUAACGACGGAAAUGAUGAAGCCCGACCAGAGGAGAAGCGCCAGAAAGUACCUCAGCUUGCAAGUGUUAUAGUGGAAGCUCUAAAGGUGGACAGUUUGCAAAAACUCUGCUCAUCCUUGGAACCGAUCCUUCGGAGGGUGGUUAGUGAAGAGGUUGAACGUGCCUUAGCAAAGUUAGCACCAGCUAAAAUUGCUAACAGGGCUUCUCCAAAACGCAUAGAAGGGCCUGAUGGAAGAAACCUGCAACUGCAUUUCAGGUCAAGAUUAUCACUCCCUCUAUUCACAGGUGCAAAGGUAGAGGGAGAGCAGGGUGCUGCCAUUCAUGUUGUUCUGCUGGAUGCAGACACAGGUCGGGUUGUUACAUCAGGGCCUGAGGCAUCUGCAAAGUUAGAUAUUACAGUCUUGGAAGGAGACUUCAACAAUGAAAAUGAAGAGAAUUGGACACAAGAGGAUUUUGAGAGUCAUGAAGUUAAGGAGCGGGAAGGGAAGAGGCCUUUACUGACUGGAGAAUUGCAAGUUACAUUGAAGGAAGGUGUUGGUACUAUUGGGGAAUUAAUCUUUACUGAUAAUUCAAGUUGGAUAAGGAGCAGGAAAUUCAGACUUGGAUUAAAAGUUGCAUCAGGUAACUGUGAAGGCAUCCGUAUUCGUGAGGCUAAGACAGAAGCCUUCACUGUUAAAGAUCACAGGGGUGAAUUGUAUAAGAAACACUAUCCACCAGCAUUAACUGAUGACGUGUGGAGAUUAAAUAAAAUUGGAAAAGAUGGAGCAUUUCACAAGAAACUAAAUAAAGCAGGGAUUUACACAGUUGAAGACUUUCUGAGGCUUGUGGUCAGAGAUCCUCAAAAGUUACGAAAUAUCCUUGGAAGUGGUAUGUCAAACAAAAUGUGGGAGAGUACAAUAGAGCAUGCAAAAACUUGUGUCCUUAGUGGCAAACUGUAUGUUUACUACACUGAUGAGACACAAAAUGUUGGGGUCAUCUUCAAUAAUGUCUAUGAACUGAGUGGUCUUAUUGCAAAUCAGCAAUAUUAUCCGGCUGAAUCACUAUCUGAUGCUGAGAAGGUGACUGUUGAUGCAUUGGUGAAGAAGGCAUAUGAUAACUGGAUGUCUGUUGUAGAAUAUGAUGGAAAGGCAUUGCUUAAUCUAAAGUCAAACAAGAAAGGUAGUUCUUCUUGCCAAGAAGCUUCCAUACCCACCGUGCAAUAUGCUAAUGCUUAUAACCAGCAAGCUUCAGUAAGUUCUGAACCAGUUGGGAUGCAAGCUGCUCAAGCUUCAGCUAAUGCUGGGUUGACUGGAGGUGGUGUAUCAACAAAUUCAGUUGCAAAAUAUGCAGGUCAACCUUUACAAAUGACAACCACCAAUCAACUUCCCUAUGGAAAUCUUUCUUACAAUCCACCAAACCAGGUAGCAUUACCAGGACUACCACGUCAGAAUGCCCCUUCAGGUACAGAUUCCUUGGUGGGUCUUGCACUGGGGCCUCCACAGUCAACAGUCUCAACUGUUGUUCCUUAUCAUUCCAUGGGGACAGUAAUGCAGCUAGGAAGUACAAAUGGAGUAGAAGACUGGUCGCAUAACAGAGAUAAUAGAGGCCAGGUGGAUGACUAUUUCUCUGAAGAAGAUAUACGUACAAGAAGUUUGGAAAUGUUAGAAAAUGAAGACAUGCAACAUUUGCUACGCAUGUUCAGUAUUGGUGGUGGAGGUGUCGGUGUUGCAGAUGAUGGUUUUCAGUAUGCUGCUGCUUUUACCCCAGCUGUAAAUUAUGGCUUAAAUGAAGAUCGAACUCGUGGAUCUGGGAAAGCUGUUGUUGGAUGGCUAAAACUCAAAGCAGCCCUACGUUGGGGUAUAUUUAUCAGGAAGAUUGCUGCAGAAAAGAGAGCACAUCUUGAAGAACUGGAUUAAUAACUUGGAUAUUGUGUUUCAGACUUGUGUUUUUUGUUAAUUUUAGCUAGAUCCACUCAGUGUACAGGUGUAUCCCAAACCACACAGGGAAAUCAUUGUUCUGGAUGGAUGGCAGUUGUACAAAGACCUUGCCCUUUUUUUUGGAGGGUGCAGUCCAAUUUACUAGCUGCAUCUUCCAUGAUGGAUGGAAAUGAUUAGGAUUGGCUAGAAAUGUCUUUGUUCAUGAUGUUGUACACUUCUUAUCAACCACGCUGGCUAUAAUGUUCAUGAUGUUGUACACUUCUUAUCAACCACUCUUAAAAUCUUAACUGCAAGAUGACUGUAAUCCCAUGUGCACUAUAAAGUGAAUGUAUUAUGCUUGUCAUGUAAAAAUAAAGUCAAUCUAUCAGACAUAAUUGUCCCAGCAGAAGCCUUUCUCUGCUGGUUCUACUCUGUUUUUUUCAAAAUUAAUUUUGCAUUAAUAGGUGUAGUUUUCAAGACAA